Molecule: messenger RNA, 1258 nt
Organism: Mya arenaria
Lineage: Eukaryota; Metazoa; Mollusca; Bivalvia; Myida; Myidae
Product: transmembrane protein 254-like
Exons: 5
Coding region: 41-406 (121 amino acids)
Source: RefSeq, a predicted model, not a curated record
CAAGUAUUGACUGCUCCUUCUAUGCAAACAAAUCACCAAAAUGAAGGGUACAAAGAUUGAUCCAAGCUUUUACCGUCUUCCAAGAAACCCAGAAUGGGCUUUGGUGUCUGCUCUUAUGUUUGUGUUUUAUCUUACACUAUUCCACCCAGACAGCAUCAUUGUCGACUAUCUGGGACCUGUCGGGACAUUCAUGAGAUACAUGAACAAGGAGAAACUGUCACUCUGCUAUAACAUCCUGUAUGCAACUGUUGUGAUCCACAUAGCAGAAGCAGUAUACUCCUUCAUUUUGUGCAGGAGGAAGGGCUUGAACCCACUCCCGACCUGCCUAUGGACUGUACAGACAUUUAUAUUCGGCUUCCCUUCCCUGCGGGCUUUUAAAUCCAUCAAGAACAUUAAGCAGUCCUGAGCAUGCACGUAUAAAGCUAGCCUGGUUCUCGACAUUACUAUGGGUUACCCAGACCCUCGUGUUUGGUUUCCCGGCUCUAACCCAGUUGACAGGGAACCGAUCAACAGUGCUCUCAUUAGUUUCAUUUGAUUUUUUCCUUAAUUUAUUCGUCAUUUACAUGUUGAUGUAAUUUAAGCAGAAUCUGUAACUAUUUGAUUUGUUUUUGAAUGGUAUGUUAUUAUAAUGUUUACAUGUUAAAAUUUUAAUUUGGAUAUCAUGUUAUGUAUUUUUAUGACCUAAGUAACAAUUAUCUGAUUAUAGUAUAUCGCAUGGUAUUCAAUUAUAUUUUUACAUUUUGAAAUUUAGUUUUUAUAAUUUCUUUCAAGGUAUUAUCUAGAUUUUAAUUUAAGCUUUUGUUAUCAGUUAAUUUGCAAAAUAUUUCUAUGAUAUAAAAAAUAAUAUAUUACAUUUAUUUAAUUGCUUAAACGACCAUACCACAGUGAAUAUAUGUUAAGCUUAGUAAACAAAAUAUUUCAAUCUGAAAGAUGGAUGCCCUAUAUAUCUCCCUGGUGACGUUAAACAUAGAAACAAUUUGGCAUGGCCUGAUGUAGAAUACCAGGAAUGAAGUAAGAAGAAAACUUAUGUAUUUAAGUGUUGAACUUACUCAGGAACAAUGUUAUACAGGUAGUUUAAUUUUAGAUUCUAUGCAAGUAAAUGUCACAUGUUUGAUUGAAUAGUUUACACGAAAUAAAAAUCAGGCUUAUUGAAUGAUUUAUUUGCUUUAUAUAUUGUGAACAUACAUUUGUGAUUUAUUCAUUCUUAAUCAAUAUUUAUAUCAUAUGUGACAUAAAUAUUACCGGAAUAAAUUAAAUG